This is a messenger RNA of Nanorana parkeri, 1496 nucleotides long. RefSeq names its product adenosine deaminase, tRNA specific 1 (gene ADAT1). The transcript has 11 exons. Gene Ontology annotation, molecular function: adenosine deaminase activity; RNA binding. The record is from RefSeq and is a predicted model, not a curated record. Bases 1 to 1434 code for a protein of 477 amino acids. Gene Ontology annotation, biological process: RNA processing. NCBI's taxonomy places the organism in Eukaryota, Metazoa, Chordata, Amphibia, Anura, Dicroglossidae.
AUGUAUCCCGGGCUCCACUGUCCCUCUUCGGGUCUCUGCUUUCAGAAAAUGUCAUGGACUCCGAAUGAAAUUGCAGCAUUGUGCUACAACCAUUACCGGGCCAAGUUACCGAAGCAAGGCCAGCCGGACACGAACAGAGAGUGGACCCUCCUGGCAGCGGUCGUACAAGUGGAGACUGCACAGGGGAAGGACUGCACCAAGAAAGUCGUUGCUUUGGGAACCGGGACAAAAUGCAUCGGCCAGUCGAGACUGAGCAAAACGGGUGAUAUUCUCCAGGACAGCCACGCAGAGAUAAUUGCAAAGCGGAGUUUUCAGAGGUACCUCCUCCAUCAGCUUUCCCUGGCGCUGACGAAGACCCAAGACAGUGUCUUCGUUCCUGGAAACGAGAGCCGAAAGUGGACCGUAAGAGCGGGGGUCUGCUUCGUGUUUUUCACCAGCCACACACCUUGUGGUGAUGCUUCAAUCAUUCCCAUGAGUCCCCCAGAAGACCAACUCUGCCCCACUUCUUCUGUACUGGAGAAGACAUCACUGGUCACUGACUCCAUGAAUCCGGGGUGUAAGAGGAAGAGGAUGGACUGUGAACAUUCAUCGAGCACCAAGAAAGUGAAACAAGAUGGAGGAGAGAGUAGAGAUGAGUCACAUGACCAGGAAGACAGUCAGACAGCAGACAGUGGCUCCACACCUGAAGCGUUGGAUGUCUACAGGACAGGAGCCAAGUGUGUGCCUGGGGUAGCCCAGGAUAGUCACAACCCCGGGGUGGACUAUCACACUGUGGGGGUACUCCGUGUCAAACCAGGCCGUGGCGACCGCACUCUGUCCAUGUCUUGUAGCGAUAAGAUGGCUCGAUGGAACGUGCUCGGCUGCCAGGGGGCGCUGCUUAUGCAUUUCCUGCAGCAGCCAAUCUACCUUGCAGCGCUUGUGGUUGGAAAGUGUCCUUUUAACUUGGAGUCUAUGGAGAGGGCUCUGCACAGCAGAUGCGCAAAGGUGACGGCUCUCCCGGAAGCAUUUACAGUUCAUACAUUGGACAUCAGGCAAUCACAAUUACAGUUUCAUCACGGGAAGGAGGCGCUGAAAGAUGGAGACGACACAAGAAAACUGGUUCCUUGUGGUUCAGCUAUCAGCUGGAGUUCAGUUCCACAGCAGCCUCUGGAUGUCACUGCGAAUGGCUACAGACAAGGAACAACGAAGAAAGCCAUUGGAACCCCACAGUCCAGGUCCCGGAUCUGUAAAGCGGAGUUAUUUCACACAUUCCGGGAUCUGGUGAAGGGCCAGUCCGAGGAGCAGCUUCCAGAGUCACUCAGGUCCCGGGAACUGAAUACGUAUCGGGAGUAUAAGGAAGCCGCUGUGUCUUACCAGGAAGCCUGGAAGCAAUUACGACAACAGGCGUUUACAUCCUGGAUCCAGACUCCUCGUGAUUACCUUCACUUCAGCUGACGCGCUCCGCAUACAUGAGACCUGUCUUGUCUGGUGGGCAGAUGAUGGAAAUUUUUUUCAGC